AUGGGGCUGAGGAAGCGCCUGCUGGGGUGCUUCGGGGCCGGCGGCGGCGAGCAGGAGCAGGAGUCCGCGGCGGCGGCGGAGCGGCCGGCGGCGGGCAGGCGCCCCGGCGGGAAGCCGACGCUGCGGCGGCUGAGCACGGCGAACCUGCGGUCGCUGUCGCUGCAGGACCUGUCGCGGAAGCUGGAGACCACCAAGCUGCACGCCUUCACGCUGGACGAGCUCAAGGCCGCCACCAAGAACUUCUCCACCUCCAACUUCCUCGGCGAGGGCGGGUUCGGCCCCGUCUACAAGGGAUUCGUCGACGGCCGACUCCGCCCGGGGCUCCAGCCGCAGCACGUCGCCGUCAAGUACCUCGACAGCGACGGCGUCCAGGGCCACCGCGAGUGGCUGGCGGAGGUGGUGUACCUCGGGAUGCUGAGCCAUCCGCAUCUGGUCAAGCUGGUGGGCUUCUGCAACCAGGACGACCACCGGAUGCUGGUGUACGAGUACAUGCCCAGGCAAAGCCUCGAGAACCAUCUGUUCAAGAAUCUCCUCGCGUCGCUGCCAUGGUCGACGCGGCUCAAGAUCGCCGUCGGCGCGGCCAAGGGGCUGGCGUUCCUGCACGAGGCCGAGACGCCCGUCAUCUACCGCGACUUCAAGGCCUCCAAUAUUCUUCUCGACUCGGACUACACGGCGAAGCUGUCCGAUUUUGGGCUGGCGAAGGAGGGGCCGCAGGGGGACGCGACGCACGUGACGACGCGGGUGAUGGGCACGCACGGGUACGCGGCGCCGGAGUACAUCCUGACGGGCCACCUGACGUCGAAGAGCGACGUGUACAGCUUCGGCGUGGUGCUCCUGGAGCUGCUCACGGGCCGGCGCUCCGUCGACAAGCGCCGGGGCCGGCGCGAGCAGAACCUCGUGGACUGGGCCCGGCCCUACCUCCGCCGCGCCGACAGGCUGCACCGCUUCAUGGACCCCAGCCUGGAGAUGCAGUACUCGGCGCGCGCCGCGGAGAAGGCCGCCAAGGUCGCGCACCAGUGCCUGCAGAGCGUGCCCAAGGCCAGGCCCAACAUGCGCGACGUCGUCGACGCGCUCGAGCCGCUGCUGGCGCUCGACGACGACGUGCCUAUGGGACCCUUCGUGUUCACGGUCGGCGCGGCGGAGGCUGCGCCGGCGCCGGCGCCGGCGCAGGUCGUCGAGGCUUGCGCGGACGGUGUCACUGUCACCAACGACGACGAGGCGGAGGCGGAUGCGGGCAGCCGGCAGGGCAAGAGGCACGUCAUGUCGGCCGUGCACGCAGAGAGCCCGCUGCGGAGCCGGUACGCCAGCGCCGUGAAGAGACCAGAGAGCCCGCCGACCCUGAGCAGGGCAUGA
Molecule: messenger RNA, 1353 nt
Organism: Miscanthus lutarioriparius
Lineage: Eukaryota; Viridiplantae; Streptophyta; Magnoliopsida; Poales; Poaceae
Source: the annotation of a GenBank genome assembly